Messenger RNA from Biomphalaria glabrata, 6426 nucleotides. RefSeq lists its product as uncharacterized. Gene Ontology annotation, molecular function: protein binding. The transcript is spliced from 14 exons. Bases 412 to 2829 code for a protein of 805 amino acids. NCBI's taxonomy places the organism in Eukaryota, Metazoa, Mollusca, Gastropoda, Planorbidae. The record is from RefSeq and is a predicted model, not a curated record.
GAGACCUAUUCACAGUAAUAGUUGCUCUGUAUUUAGCAAGCCGCAAUGAAUUGUGUGCCAGUGGGAUCUUCUAUUUGUUGACACCAAGGUUUUUAUGAACGAACCUGGUCUUUCAGAUUUAGAUUAAGAGAUCUAUAUUAGAGCAGAACUGGACUGGUACUCGGGUGGUGGAUUUGAUUCUUCCAGCCCCUCCUUCCUCACUUGUAACCCUCUCCACCACGCUCCUGUGUUGAUUGCUGUACCUGGACCCAGUAUAUCAUCUACUGCGACGGGACAACAUAUUCUAGUUGAUUGUCAGUGCGGGUUUAUCUAUCUCAAGGCAAUCAAGUAGCUCUGAAGCUUAGCAGUUGAAUCUGAGGUUAACCUGAUCUUGACUUCAGGUUGACCCCAAACUCUCUCCAGUGUAAGCUCAUGGCUUCCCUUGUGAGCCCAUCUUUGGUCCAGACAAAAAAUAUUGGCUCCAAGAAACAGGUGCUGGACAACAAAUCAGUGAUAGACAACAUACGUGAUCAUGAAAUCUCCAAGUCCUUUGCUUUAGGCAACAUUUGUUACUCUUGUGAACUUGUCUGUAAACAUUUCUUUGCUGGCUUGGACUUGAAUUCUAGGGAUAGUAAAACAGGGGAAACAUUCCUCCAUGUCCUAACAGACUACACACACCUAUAUCUGACAGCCAAUGGCACUAGGAUUGUGUACAUGCUAUCAACCAAGCUAGACAUUGAGGUGCCAGAUGAGAAUGGGGACACAGUUUUACACAAAGUGGUUCGAAUCCCUGGUUCUUGGAGAUGUAUAGUUGCCCUCAUGAGAUGUGGAGCCUGUCCUCUUCAGAAAAACAAAGCAGGUCGCACACCUGAAGAAGAAAUUCUGUUCCAUAAAAAACCUGGUUGGGAAGAGAAUCUUCACUGGCUAAGGAAGUAUCAUCCAGGUCUCUGGGCUGCAGUAAAAUGUAAAAAUCCAGAUCCAGUUCUGAUAGAAAGACUACUGAGAUAUUGGUGUAGGACUGUAAAAGUAGUUGGUAGAGAAACAGCUAAUUUGAAAUGUCAAGUGCACAUGUGUGAAACCCAGCUGGACACAGUGCUGCUCUUAGAAAAGUAUGAAAACACCAAUGAAAUGGCCUUGUCCAUGUUAAGUGGCAAGUUACAGUUUGUUGGGAUGUGGAAGGCUGCAGAACACCUUCAGAAAGUGGACAUCAAUGCCAAAGACUACUCCUAUCAAUUCUACUACAGGGAUUAUCCUACUGCUCCUCGGCCUCUGUUAGCUGCAGUUUGGGAAAUCAACCAACUUAGACUAGUCGAUGCUUUCAUGGAACUGAACCCUGACACUUGUGUCAAAUACACAUUUGAAUCUGAAGCUGCCAGUCCACCUAAACCUCUCUUCUUUCAGCUUGUCAAUCCUAAGUGUCGACCACAAGAUGAGGCAAUCACUGCCAGAAUACUCCGUGAUGCUGACCUGAACAUCAGAAACAUUCAUGGCCAGACAGUCUUGAUUGAGGCUAUGCUGAAUGGUGAGACAGAAGGUGUCAUUAGAGCUAUUCUGAAUUCUGGCAUCAAUAUAGCUGCCAGAGAUGCCCUUGGUCGCACAGCCAGAGAUCAUUCUGAACUUCUGAAAAGAUCAGAUUACAAACAUUUAAUUGACAGUCAUGUGAUUGAACUUGUUAAAGAGUGUGACCUUGAACGUCUGGAGGCUCUGGUCCUUCAACUGUAUGAUCACAUUUUCCCAGAGUCCAACACUCAGAGUUUUGCUAAUAUUGUAAGCAGGAAAAAUUCUAAACAGCUGUGUCAACUUUUAAGAAACACCAACUCCACCCAGGCCCAUGUGAAGAAACUUUUUAAGCUGGCAAAGUGUGGCAACAGUGCUCAGCUCAUCAAACUCAUGAGUCGUAAAUUUGCCAACGCCAGAGACAAGGCAGGUCGCUCAUUGUUGCACAUCGCUAUUCAAUACAGCAAUGGCAAUAAGACGGCCAUUCCACAAUCCUCAAAUGGUCAGAACCCUAUGGACAGAGCCAAUGGGAACAUAGUGACUCAGGAGGAAAUAGUUCUGAAAGACAUUAGUAGCAAUGACCCACACACUGACACGACACAGCUCUUUAAAAGUGGAAAAGACUGUAAGAUACUUUGUAGUCUAAAGAAAGAUGGUCCAUUCAAAAAAGGACAUCAGUGCUGGAAAAAGUUCUCCACUCAGGGAGGUAACUGUGUUCAAGAUCAUGUUGGUAUUAUAAAAUAUCUGGUCCAGGAAUAUCCAUUAAUGCUGGGACUCACAAAUAAUCUUGGACAGAGUCCACUUCAUUAUGCUCACAUCUACACAGCAAGUCAAGAAGUUAUAGAUCUGAUUGAUAAGACAGGAUCUUGCUCUCAAAUAAAAGAUGUGUAUGACUUUGUACCAGAAGACUACGAUAAGUUGCAGUGUGGAGAACAAACAUUCAAUGUCAGGCGACGGCCAACAAUAAACCUUGACCUUGACAUAUUCCUCACAGAGUCCAACUUUGAAGAACGUUUUCAUCAGGCCAUAAAGGCAGGUAACAUAGAUGAAGUGAAGAAACUAGUACCACCCCUGCUAGAGCAUAAUGGUGAGUCCAGGUUUAGUCAGGCAUUAUUUGACUGCCUGGAUGCAGGACACAUUUCUCUGGCUAACUUUUUAGUGACCUCUGGAUUCCAGACAAACAUUUUUAAACAGUAUGAGACGUGUGAUCCUGAUGAGCCGAUGUGUGCCAUGAUGGAAUGCAGUCAUGCUGUGACUUCACUUAAACAGAGAGCCACAGAUAUUGGUGCUUCUGAUCUAGUCAAGCAAAUAGAAGAUCUCCACAAAAAAACUCCUCAAGUGGCACUGGCAUAGUGGGUCUUCACCAAACAUUUGACCAGCAUUGUGAUACAUGUAGACACUCAUCAAACACAUGACUGUUUAGACUUUGUUGAACAAAAACUGUGAGUCUUGGAAAAUCUGUUGAUAGUUUGGAACACAAAUGUUUCUCAAAAGUAGAUUCUUGUUUUAUUUUUUGACGUUUUUUCUGAGAAACGAAGCUUGUUGGAAAUUAUAUUGAAAUGAUCCUAUGAUCCUGAAUGUGUGAGGUCUGAUUUGCCAGAUGUCUCACAUAUAAGUAUAAUCAGUGUAAAUAAAAUAACAAAACAAGUUUUGAAAACUGAUGAAUUUUACAAAAGACAUAUUUUUUUUUUAAAAUAUCCAUGACUAGACAAUUGAAGAUCAUUUGUUUCUUAACGUUUCUGUGGUAUAGACAGAUGUGGUUACAACUAUUUUGUUAUUGGUUGCAAAUUUAUUAUUUGUAUUCUUUUUUUUUAAAUAGAAACCUGCUUACAGUUAAAAAAUAGAUUUCAAAUUAUCUCAGUCUCAAGUUGUUCAUGUCUCUGCACAAAACAUUGAAAUGACUGCCAACAAAAUUAUAUUUUUACUGAAACCACGAAACAGCUUAGUCAACAAAAUUUAGCACAAGAUAUAUCCGAUGAAAUUAUUAUGUACAUAUUUUAUAUUUGCUUGUAUACAAUUUCUGUUCUAUUCAUCCAUGUAGAAAUAAACUAGUUGAACUUUUUUAAUUGUAACUUGAAAUAUGCAUUUUUAGUUGGUUUGUAAUAAAAUACAAACUAUAAUACUUUGUGAUAUCUCACUCUUUACACUAGCAAUGUCUUUGAAAUCCAUUUGUUAUAUUUAUUUUGGAUUCUAGUUUGUUUUUUGUUUUGUUAGUUGGAUGACCCCUUGUGUUUAAACUUUUUACAAUUUCGGUUUUUCAUUUAUAAAAAGUUUUUUUUCAACACUGGUUUGGUCAUAUUGGAAUUUGUGUGUGUUUCAAAUUGAUAAAAUUGUUAGACCUACCAAAUAUUUCAAUUGAAUGUAUAAUGGAGCUUCAAUUCUUUGCCUGUUUAAUUCUGUCUGACUGCUCAAUUCAUAUCUUAGCAUUCUACCUGUGCUCUGUUGACUGUGUAUUACAUUAGUGUAACAUGAAUUUCUGUAAUUCAUUAAUGAUGUAACGAUAUGCAUCAAUAUCAGUUUUAUGUUAGUUAAAAUCGAUCUUGGACUUCAUAGAAAAUAAGUUAUUGUGAUUUGAAAUAUAAGUUGAUGUGUAUACAAGCAAAAAAAAUAUGUAAAAAUUUUUUUAGAACACAAAGCUUAUAUUAAGUGUAUCAAUAAGUUCGGAUCAGUCAUGUAAUUAAUUUUGUAAUAAGCCUCAGAUGAAAUUCUAUAUAGGGGACUAAUUCAGCUUAUACCACUACUUCAGUCAAGUACUAUUUCUUUCCCUUGUUUGAGAUAGCAAACAAAAUAAUUUAUUACCAAUAUUUAAUUAACUAAUUGGUCAAUUAUUAAAUUGAUUCUUGUGUUGUCAGUUAAAAGAAAUAAUAGUGCAAAAUUUCAAUUUGAUCCCAGUAUGGGUGUCGGAGAAGUAACAUACAAACUUUUGACCAGACAGACAGACAGAGUGAGCGAUAAAGUGGUGGUAUAAGCUGAAUUAGUUCCCUUUACAGGUCAUCUUCGGAGGCUUAGUAAACACAAACAUGAAAUAGGACGAGACUUAAGAAACAAUAGAUAACUAUACAAUUUUCCAUGUUCAUAGCAGAGUUGUUACUGUGUUGGCUUGAGAAGGCUUUAGCCCAUGAGUUGGAAUUCAGGUCGUUCACCUUUUUUUAAAAUUAAUACAUUUAUAAAGCAAUCACCCAGAUACCCUGUACUUCUCCCCCCCCCCCCCCUUUUUUUUUUCCAACUGGUCCAGACAAGUGAUAGGAUCAUAGUGUAUUGAGAAAGCUAAAAGCAUGAACUAGUGCUAAACAAAAACAUUUGGUAAAAAUUUCUUAUUGCACAGAUUUAUUAUUGUUAGUCUAGAUCUAUUACAAAAUUAAUGACAUGACUGAUCCAAACUACUUGAUACAUCUACACUUAAUAUAAGCUUUGUUGUUGUUUUUUUUAAGUAUUUUUUUGUAUUUUAGUUGUUAUCCUUUAACUUGGUUAAAAAAUAUUUGAUGUCAAAAAUUGUUCCCAUUCCAUCUUAGUAAGAAAAGUGACGCUGUCAAAUCAUUUAGUUAAUCCUUUAUUGAAUGCAAUGUCAAUGUGCCAUUUCAAAUUUGUCUUACAGUCCAGUUAACUUUUUUAACCUUUUUAUGUAAAUGAGGUGACUUUGUAUAGUUUAUCAAAGCAACAUUUGAUUUCAAAUGCAGAGAUUUGAAUGAAUCAUCACAUAUUGAAGAAGUUAAUAUAUAACUGAUAAAAUAUAGAAUUCAUGUAAAUAAAUAGCCUCUUAUACAAAGAUAAAUGUGGUCCAGACAUGAGCCCAGAAACUUAUUGAGUACCUGUAAAGAAGUGGGCUAACAAAGUUCAUUCAUAAUCCAAGGGAGACAAUCCUACACUGUAUACUUUUAGUUGAUCAAAGUUAGAAGAAUAAUGCUUUAAAGGUUGCUUCCAUGUUCAAACUUGAAACACUUUCAAGCUAUUGUUUCAACUCUAUUGUGGAUUGUAUAGCAAGACUGAUAGAAAUAUACCAGUCUGCUGUAUUCUGUAAUGAUUGAUUAAUAGCAUUUGUGCUAAGCUUUUACUGUUGUGUGCUUUAGGGAAACACAAUAUUUCAGAGCUUUAGUUCUUUGCAAACACAAUCCAUUGCAAUGAUGAAUGCUUUGUAUAGUUGGUUUUUUUUUCUUUAUGCCAUAUUUUUUUUUUUUAUUUUACAUUUCAGCCUCAACUUGUGGUGUAUUUUUGUUUCAUUCACUACAUUUAACAACUAGCUUUUAAUUAAUUUUUUAAAAAUUUUUAAAUUACUUUAUUAAUUAGGUCGUGCCCAGGACUGGAGUCAUCUCUAUGAGGAUAAAUUAAAUUUCUACAUCUUCUACUUCAUUUUGAUGACAUACAAGAGCUUCAUUUGAUAUCUAGUAAUAUAGUGGCAUGAGUUGUUUGUUUUGUUUCUCAACUCAUUGUCCUGUUCAUUAGCAUCUGGUCAUGUUUUCAGCCAAAAUUUCAGCUAGUGGAAGUGUAGGAAUGAAAAAAAUUGUCCACUUUGAGGAGUAUCAAUGUUGAAUAUCACUUAGGCUCCUUUUCCCUGAUAACUAUGAAAACUGAAGACCUGUGAUAAACCUUGGCACAUUGAUAUGUCUGGCUAUGCAUACAAAAAUAUAUUUGAUUACAACUUGAUUGAAAAGAAAUUGUCUUUAAUUUUUUAAAAGGGGUUUGGGGGGGGGGGGGUUGUCAGUUAGUUGAUUGUGUAAUGUUGCUAUUUUUUUGUAAAGAAAUUUUCACAUUUUAUAUAGUGAUGUAUUUGUAGCAUUAUGACCAUAAAAGUGGAUGAAUUCAUGUGAAGUGUAUUUGAUGCAGGUUAAUAUUUGUUAGCAUUAAGCCAAUCUACUAUUGUUAGGGCAUCAAAUGGAAACAAAAAUUGGCAAUGUUUCCAUGUAGUGUAUGACAUGAUAGUUUUCAUGAUAAUUAAACAAAAUGUUAUUUUUC